Bipolaris oryzae ATCC 44560 is the source of this 7260-nucleotide messenger RNA. RefSeq lists its product as uncharacterized. Gene Ontology annotation, biological process: fatty acid biosynthetic process; secondary metabolite biosynthetic process. The transcript is spliced from 5 exons. NCBI's taxonomy places the organism in Eukaryota, Fungi, Ascomycota, Dothideomycetes, Pleosporales, Pleosporaceae. Bases 1 to 7260 code for a protein of 2419 amino acids. The record is from RefSeq and is a predicted model, not a curated record. Gene Ontology annotation, molecular function: oxidoreductase activity; fatty acid synthase activity; phosphopantetheine binding.
AUGGCACCCUUUCUAAAUGGAGACCUGAGCGCUAACAACGGCAUCGAUCACAAUGACAAAGCAGAUGGAUCAAUGCCCAUAGCGAUUGUGGGCAUGUCGUUUCGAGGCCCUGGAUCGGCGAAUAACAUUGAGACCCUCUUCAAAAUGAUUUGCGAGAAAAGAGAAUCGCGAACAGCGAUUCCGAAGUCCAGAUGGAACAACAAGGCAUUCUAUCACCCCAACUUUCAACGUCAUGGGUCCCACAAUGUUGAAUAUGGGCAUUUUUUUCAGGAUGAUAUCUCUAAGUUUGACGCGCCGUUCUUCAAUAUGACAAGGGAAGAAGCUGCUGCACUCGAUCCAGCACAACGACUGCUUCUAGAAACCACAUACGAAGCAUUGGAAAACGGUGGCAUACCUUUGGAGAAGAUUGUGGGAACGAAAACGUCUGUCUUCGUCGGCUCCUUCGCUACAGAUUACACGGACCUCUUAACUCGAGAUCCAGAAUCUGUACCAAUGUACCAGUGCACUAAUAGUGGACAAUCUCGCGCAAUGGUUUCCAAUAGGUUGUCCUACUUCUUCGACCUUCACGGCCCGAGUGUCACAGUUGAUACAGCAUGUUCAGGAAGUUUGGUAGCGCUACAUUUGGCUUGCCAGAGUCUGCGGACAGGAGAGGCUAAUUCAGCAAUUGCUGCUGGUGUAAAUGUGGUGUUGAACCACGAAUUCAUGACCACAAUGAGCAUGAUGAAAUUUCUAUCACCUGAUGGCCGCUGCUAUGCAUUCGACGAGCGUGGGAACGGUUACGGACGCGGUGAAGGUGUAGGCACGGUUUUCCUCAAACCACUUGCGGACGCUUUGAAGGACGGUGAUACGAUCCGAGCUGUCAUCCGAGGAUCAGCUUCGAACCAGGAUGGUAAAACAUCUGGUAUCACACUACCCAAUCCUGUGGCCCAAGAAGCUCUGAUCAGAGAUGUGUAUCAUGCCGCUGACCUUGAUCCACUUGACACUGGCAUAGUGGAAGCGCACGGUACUGGCACCGCUGCUGGAGACCCUCUGGAAUUGCGGGCCUUGACCAAUUCGUUCUGUGGCACCAAUCGUCCUGAAGACCGACCUCUCGUGAUCGGAUCUAUCAAGUCCAACCUUGGUCAUCUAGAAGGAGCAAGUGGCAUUGCCGCUGUAGUCAAGGCGGUGCUAAUGCUGGAACAAGAAGUCAUAUUGCCAAACCAGAAUUUCGAAAAACCAAACCCAAGGAUUCCCUUUGCGGAUCGGAAACUCAGGGUUCCUACCGAAAUGCAGCCGUGGGACUCGUCAGGACCACUACGCGUAUCAAUUAAUAGUUUCGGAUACGGUGGUUCCAAUGCUCAUGUUAUUCUUGAGUCGACACGAACAUACCUGAGUUCACGCGGACUUUCCAGCGCCCAAAAAGUGCCAACACAUUUUCUACGUCACAGGUAUGGAGUAGCAAAUGCUAGUCCCAAGCUGGCUGGUGCGCUCAUGUAUGAAAAUGGAGAUCCACCCGUUGAUUCUGUGUUGCCAAAUCACAGUCGUCCGAAGCUUUUUACGCUUAGUGUCUUUGAUGAGCCUACGGCUCAACAGCAAAUUCAGACUUUGGUCAAACAUCUUCAGGAGCGCGGCAUGUCUCGACAAGCUGGAUUCCUGGACGAUCUCGCCUUCACUUUGAACGAAAGAAGAACAAACUUUAUUUGGAGAGCUUCGGUAGUCGCAGCGUCUCUCAAGGAAUUAAUUGGCGCUUUAUCUAGACCCACAAAGUUUUCGCGUUCUUUGAAAAGUCCUACAUUGGGGUUCGUUUUUACCGGACAGGGAGCUCAAUGGUGUGGGAUGGCCAAAGAGCUUCUAGAGGUGUAUCCAGUGUUCAAAACAACAAUUCGCAGAAUUGGAAAAUACCUGCAUUCAAUUGGAGCACCUUUUAAUGUUGAAGAGGAGAUCACGAUGGACCCAAAGGUAUCUAAAAUCAACAAAGCGUUGUACAGUCAACCAAUGUGUUCUGCGAUUCAGAUAGCUUUGGUGGAACUGCUCGCCUCUUGGAACAUCAGACCUACGUCAGUGACUGGUCAUUCGAGUGGGGAGAUAGCUUCGGCCUACGCAAUAGGCGCGCUGAGUCUCGAAGAUGCAAUGACUGCUGCAUAUUACCGCGGCGUUUGUUCUACCAAGAUGCAAGAAGAGCACAAAGCUAACGGGGCAAUGAUGGCAGCCGGACUAUCCGAGGAAGACGCAACACGGUUUCUUGCUGAACUUAAGUCUGGUAAGGCUGUAGUGGCAUGUUCAAACAGCCCCUCAAGCGUCACUAUCUCUGGAGAUGUAUCCGCGGUUGGUGAACUGCAAAAGAUCUUAGAGUCCAAAGGCAUUUUUGCGCGGAUGCUUGCUGUCGAGGUUGCUUAUCAUUCGCAUCAUAUGGAGCUUGUCGCGGAAGAAUAUGCGAAAGCAAUUGCGGGAAUACGGAUACGACAGGGUAACGGAGCAAAAUUUUACUCGUCGGUGUACGGCCGUGAGGUCGGUACGGAAGAACUUGGUCCAAGCUACUGGGUGAAGAAUUUGCUCUGCCAAGUAAAGUUUACGGAUGCAAUUCGUCAACUAUGCUUAGCUCCUGCUAUCCAAAGUAAAAGACGACAAGUCAAGAGACAUGGCGUAGACGUCUUGGUGGAGAUUGGGCCUCAUUCAGCUCUCGCUGGGCCUAUCAAAGAGACAAUCCAGAGCGAUCCAAAACUGAAAGCUGCAGACAUCACGUACACUUCAGCCCUAGUUAGAAAGAUGGAUGCUGUACGAACUGUCCUCGAUUUAGCUGGGAAACUGUCAGCGAUAGGGUAUCAGGUCAAUUUUUCGGCGAUGAAUCGGCCCACGGCAGAUCACAGCGCCAGUGUCUUGGUUGACCUGCCGUCUUACACUUGGAAUCACUCCACAUCAUACUGGGCCGAGCCGCGGCGCAGCAAAGCAUUUCGGAACAGAACCUUCCCAAGGGUGGACAUACUGGGAGUGCGCGAUGAGAACUCAGAUCCAUUGCAGUUGAGCUGGCGCAACCAUCUUCGCACUUCGGAGAUACCGUGGCUCUUGCAACACAAGAUUCAGUCCAGCGUAGUCUUUCCAGCAGCAGGUUUCAUUGCUAUGGCUAUCGAGGCGGCUGCUCAGCGGUCAAAGGAAAGACUCAACAAGCAAGUUUCCGGCUACCAGCUUCGUGAAGUCAACAUUGGAACUGCGCUUCUUUUGCCUGAGCAAGAAUCCGUGGAGACGAUACUAACCUUGAAGCCGAUUCGAGAUAGUUCCAAACGGCAUUCCAAUACCUGGAGCGAGUUUCACAUAUAUUCAGUAACGAAUGAUAACCACUGGACGGAACAUUGUCACGGACUCAUUUCUGUGCAGCACCAAAGACAGCAAGAUAGUAGCGGAGGAACUCGCCUCAUUACUCAAUCGUCAACAGUGGACGAGUUCAGAACCACCCUUCCAAUGCCCGAGUUUUACGAGCAUCUCUCUAGUAUUGGCCUUGACUAUGGCGAGGUUUUCCAAAAUCUGGUUGAGGCUCACUCUUGUCCAGAUAAGCUGACUGGAGUUUUGCAGCUGCCUGCAACAACGAGCACCAUGCCUUUGGAUCAAGAACACACUUAUGUGAUACACCCUGCUACUCUAGACGCUAUACUACAUACAGUAUUUGGUGCACUGUCUGCGGACACAUGGCUCCAGGACCCUGCUAUCCCGGUUUUCGUGUCGAGCUUGUUCAUCUCCGCGGAUAUGCCUUUUCAGGCCGGUCAUCUUCUAAAGGCAAAUGCAACUAUCUCAACACGAGACAACCAAACGAUGAAAACAAAUAUCCUAGUAACAAAUGAUAACAAUAAUACGCCAGUUGUGCAAUUUUCUGAGCUAGAUUGGAGGUUUCUCCCAACACCCAUCGAACAAGAGGAUGUAGUUGACAGCCACCACGUCGCCUACACGCUCGAUUGGGCAGCGGACGUAGAAUUCCUAGAGUUUCAGGAUGCUCAGCAAAUAUCUCACUCUGCUGCAGACUACAUACACCUACUAGGUUUUAAGAAUCCCGAAAUUUCUGUUUUGGAUAUCUCUGCAUCAAGCAGCACCACACUUUCUUUCUUAAAGGCGUUAGAGAUCGGAAAUAGCGCUGCCAAACAAAGAUGCAGGGCCUACACAGUAGCAAAUGCUCAAAAAACCAAAACUGUCCUCGUCAGCGAUACGCCAAAUCUCGCUUACGACCUAGUCACUAAGAAAUCGCUAGAUUUAGAGAUUGGUCCCCAGAAGCCAGAUUUUGAGUUAGAAUCAUUUGACGUCAUCAUUGUAUCAGCUUCAUUGGUACCCUCUAGCAGCCCAGAUAAAGCUCUAGAUCAUAUCAAAAGUUUACUAAGGCCGGGUGGUAGGCUUAUUGUGCUUCAUGAGGGUGCAAUGGACCAAGAUCCAAUCCUCUUAGAAUGGAAAAUAUCCUUACAGCAAACUGGGUUUACCAAUCACAAGCUCACAGAGCUAGACUAUUUAGGUGAAAGGGUAGACCAAGGUUCGCUCUUCGUAGCUUACCCAAGCCAAGAAUUGCACCCCGCUGCCCCCGAGAUCAUAGUCAUGGCCGAAGACCACAAUCAAGCUAUUGAUACGGGUUAUCUAGCUAGCCUCCUAGGCUUAGAUCCUGGAAAAGUUGAGCGAGGUACCAUACACGAUGUCGCGCCUGCCGAGAAAAUACGCAUUGUGUGGGAUCCUGCUGGAGAACUGCUAAGCAGUCCUUCAAUUGAGCAGUUCGAGGCUGUCAAGCGGAUCUUUACUCAGAGCGAUAAGUUACUCUGGGUGACUUCAGGUAGGGGUCAAGGUUCUCGCCGUCCAGAAUCCAGCAUGAUCGCCGGGCUAGCUAGGACAGCAAGGACCGAGAAUGGCGCAGCAAGGCUGGUUACUUUGGACCUUGACGAUGAAGACAAGUUGUCGCAGAAAGAUACCGUGAACAUUAUAUCCGCUGUUGUCAAACGUUCGUUCUUAGGAAAUGAACAGCAGGAUAUGGCUGAGAGCGAGUAUGUUGAGAGGAAAGGCAUCGUCACCAUUCCUCGGCUCUCGGUGGACGACACCUUGAAUCAGGCCCUUGAUUCAUAUCUCAAUUCCAUGGCAAAAGAGAUCCAACUACUACAUCACAAGGGCAUCACCUUUUGUCUUCGUGAUCGACCUCAUGCUCAAGAACCAUUUUCUUUCCAGGAGAUCACCGUUGACGAAGAAUUGAAAGAGAAUGAGAUUCAGGUCGAGGUCAAGGCGAUGACGCUGGUCUCUGGAAACAGCGUGGAUAUCUUCACCCAAGACAUUAGCGGAGUCGUUGUAAAGGUCGGCGGCCAGGUAUUGCACUUAUCGCCAGGUGACCGUGUCUUCGGUGCCGUAUCGAACCGCGUCUCAAAUUCAUACAAAGGAAGAGCCAGCUCUUUCCGGAAGAUACCAGACGGAGUCCCUUUUGAAAUUGCAGUCUCAUAUCCUACUGCUUACAGUACAGCAUAUCACUCCAUUCACCGUCUUGCCAAUCUUUCCAAGACCGACAAAGUUUUUGUCUCAUCAGCUGUGACGCCUAUUGGUCGAGCCUUGAUAGACCUCUGUAGCAGAAAUGGUGCUAAAGUAUACGUUGGCGUGAGCAAUGACAAGGAGGCUCUCUUCAUGGAAUCCACCCUCCAUCUCCCCAAGGAUCAAAUUGUUUACAACAAUGAACAGCACUCCGUUGCAGCCUUGGUUGCAAAUACGGAAGGCCACGGAAUGGACGUGAUAUUCAACACGCUUUCAGGAGAAAUUCUGCAAACGUGUUGGAACUGCAUAGCGCCGUACGGUCGAUUCAUCGAGCUCGGUACUCAGGACCUCAUCGAAAACUCACGCUUGGAGAUGGCCAACUUUAGGAGGAACACGAGUUUUAGUGCGCUGGACUUUUCUCGCCUCCAGCAAGAAAGACUGGCCUUGGCGGACGAAAUAUGGGGCCAGACUCUGGAACUGAUCUCGAACGAUUCAUUUAGCAGUGCUGUGCCCAACCUACAGCUAUUUAACAGCGAGGGUAUAACCCAAGCAUUUGAGCGCUUAAUGGAUGAAGAGAAUACCGACCAUGUGGUUCUUACUUUCAAUCCUAGUGACCGAGUCAAGGUCCUCCCUACCACUACCGAAGAUCAAUUAUUCCAUGCUGAUGCAUCUUAUCUACUUGUUGGCGGACUAGGUGGCAUAGGACGGGCAACGGCGUCGUGGAUGGUUGAACAUGGGGCUAAGAAUCUAAUCUUUGCCAACCGAAGCGGUAUGUCCAAACAGGAAGCUAAAGAUACAGUCCAUGCUCUGAAGUCUAUGGGCGCUCGAGUCCAUGUUCAAAAAUGCGAUGUCAGCAACACUGAUAGUGUUCGCAAACUGGUUGACGAGUGUGCGAAUCAAAUGCCACCAAUUCGUGGUGUGAUUCAAGGUGCAAUGGUUCUACGGGAUAUGCUUCUAGAGAAACUGACUUUGGACGAUUGGAACGCUGUUGUUCGCCCCAAAGUACAUGGAACGUGGAAUCUACACAACCAUCUGCCAAAAGACAUGGAUUUCUUUGUCAUGCUCUCCUCCAUCAGCGGUAUCAUCGGGAACACUACCCAAGCUGCCUAUGCCGCCGGGAACACUUUUUUGGAUGCAUUUUCCGGAUUCCGCAAUGCCCAAGGGCUCCCUGCUGUCACCUUGGACUUGGGCGCGAUCUCAGGCGUCGGAUACCUCGCUUCGGAAGAAAACAAAGAAUUAUCCAAGUCCAUGCAAGAUCAAGGCUUCAGCAUGACGGACGAAAAGCUACUCCUCGCGCUCAUACGAUCCGCAAUUGUACAACCUUUCGGGCAAGAAGGCAAAACGCAGACGAUAACCGGAUUAGGCACUUGGAGAAGCGGCCGCUCCUUAUCUGCCUUGGAAACUUCGAUGUUUUCACAUUUCCGUCGGCAUUCACAGGAAGCCGAAGUCGUCGCGGAGAAAGAGCAAACCUCAAACGGAAAGAUAUCCGUCAAGGACGCUCUACGCUCUUCAGAGUCGGUAGAUGAUGCAGCCGGUGUCAUCUGUAAUGGGCUACUUGGGUACCUAGCAAGCAGAUCCGGCGUAUCUGUGGAGAACUUCAGUUCCGAAAUGUCUCUUACGGAAUGUGGUGUAGAUUCCAUUGUCGCAGUAGAUGUGCGAAACUGGAUUGCACGUGAGUUGGAAAGUUCCAUACCACUUUUGGAGUUACUGGCAAAUCACUCUUUGUCACAGCUCAGCGUGGAUAUUGCUUCACGCUCGAAAUUAGUGCCGGUUGAGGUCAAAUCACGCGGAGCCACGGCUACAUAG